UACGAGGAGCGCCUCGCGGCGUUGAGCCCCAUCUCGACGCCCCUCGCCGACGAGAAGCUCACGAAGAAGCUCCACAAGCUCGUCAAGAAGGCCUCGAGCGCCAAGGCGCUCCGCCGCGGCGUCAAGGAGGUCGUCAAGGCGAUCCGCAAGGGCGCGACGGGCUUGUGCAUCAUCGCCGGCGACAUCAGCCCCAUCGACGUCAUCUGCCACCUGCCCAUCUUCUGCGAGGAGAAGUCCGUGCCCUACAUCUACGUGCCCUCGAAGCAGGACCUCGGCUUCGCGGCGCUCACGAAGCGGCCGACGUCCUGCGUCAUGGUCUCGCCCAAGGCCGGC
Aureococcus anophagefferens is the source of this 333-nucleotide messenger RNA. RefSeq lists its product as hypothetical. The record is from RefSeq and is a predicted model, not a curated record. NCBI's taxonomy places the organism in Eukaryota, Pelagophyceae, Pelagomonadales, Pelagomonadaceae. The transcript has a single exon. Gene Ontology annotation, cellular component: nucleolus; box H/ACA snoRNP complex. Gene Ontology annotation, molecular function: box H/ACA snoRNA binding. Gene Ontology annotation, biological process: rRNA pseudouridine synthesis; ribosome biogenesis; snRNA pseudouridine synthesis. The annotation marks the transcript as partial.